UUCCAGUUCGUCGCUUUCCUGGCCCUUGUGGCUGCAGCCAACGCCGGUGUCAUCCCCGCUCAACUGUCCUACGCCCAGCCGGCUCACCUAGCCUACGCUACCGCGCCCCUGGCUGUGGGCCCCGUGACGAAGACCGUGGCGGUGGCCCCCGUGGCGAAGACCGUGGACGCUGACUACGACCCCCAUCCUCAAUACAGCUACGCCUAUGAUGUCCAUGAUAGCUUGACCGGUGACGCCAAAAGCCAACAGGAGACCCGCGACGGUGACGUCGUACAGGGCAGUUACUCCCUGAUCGAGCCUGACGGCACCAAGCGCACCGUCGACUACACCGCUGACUCUGUCAACGGAUUCAACGCAGUCGUCCGCAAGGAAGCCGCCACUGUUGCCCUCAAGGCCGUCGCCGCCGCCCCUAUUGCUCACGCCGCUCCUCUGGCCUACGCUGCCCACGCCCCCGUCAUCGCCAAGGUCGCCACCCCAGUGGCCCACGCUCCAGUCUACGCCGCCCCUAAGCUCGCCGUCGCUCACGCCGCCCCGUACACCAUCGCUCAACCCGCCCCGUACACCAUCGCUCAACCCGCCCACGCCCCAUUGGCCUACUCUGCUCAUCCAUCGCCCAUCGCCAAGUUCGCCGCCGCUCCAGCACUGACCUAUGCCGCGCCAGCACACUACCUCUAA
This is a messenger RNA of Dufourea novaeangliae, 675 nucleotides long. Its product is annotated as larval cuticle protein A3A-like. The annotation marks the transcript as partial. NCBI's taxonomy places the organism in Eukaryota, Metazoa, Arthropoda, Insecta, Hymenoptera, Halictidae. The record is from RefSeq and is a predicted model, not a curated record. The transcript is spliced from 2 exons. Gene Ontology annotation, cellular component: extracellular matrix.